This is a messenger RNA of Seminavis robusta, 2514 nucleotides long. Lineage: Eukaryota; Bacillariophyta; Bacillariophyceae; Naviculales; Naviculaceae. The record is from the annotation of a GenBank genome assembly.
AUGGAGGGAACUCUGAGUUGUUUGGACCCCGAGGGUUUGUUGGCUAGCCCGACUACAUUGUCACCGACUACGUCAAGCUCCACAGCUCUAAGCCCAAGCACUGCAGGCCCCACAACAUUGUCGCCAUCUACUGCCAGCCCAAAAACUGCAGGUCCAACUACUUUGUAUCCCACAACACUUAAACCCACCACACUGAGCCCCAGUACGUCUAGCCCGACUACAUUGUCACCAACGACCUCCAGCCCCACAACACUUGGUCCAACGACUCUGUACCCCACAACACUUGAACCCACCACUCUGAGCCCAACAACUGCUAACCCCACAACCUUGGGGCCCACUUUGCCUGCAGGUGAUCCAAGUACCAGUCCCACAACCCAGUUGCCUACAACUGUUGGUCCAUCAACUCUGGCUCCCAGCAAUGGUCCCACAGCUUUUGCAACCCCAGAUUCAACUCCUGAAGCAACUCAGGACACAACACAAGAGGUCACCCAAGAAGCGACCCAGAAAAACACUGAGAGUUUACGCCCCAGCACAGCACACCCAACUACUUUGGCUCCAAGCACUGUGAGCCCCACUAGUUCAAGUCCGACCACGGCUAGCCCAACCACCUUGGCUCCCACUGCUUCUGGAGGUGAACCCAGCGCCACGCCCACCACGCGGUCCCCAACAACUCUAGGUCCAACAACUCAGAGUCCGAGCACUGGUAGUCCCUCAACUCAGGUCCCAAGCACCAGAACUCCAUCUACAUUGUUGCCCAGCACUGGAGUCCCCACAACGGCUGUCCCGAGCACAGCAGGUCCUACAACAGGUAGCCCCAGUACAUGGGGCCCAAGCACGGCUAGCCCAAGCAACGCUGCUCCCUCCACCCAGGUCCCAAGCACCAGUGGUCCUUCAUCUGAGAUUACAACCACUGUGACUCCCAGCACAGGAACACCAAGUACCUUGAUGCCUAGUACCGUGAGCCCCAGCACCGUCAGCCCAACAACUGUAGUCCCUACGACAAUGAUCCCCAGCACUGGCACUCCAUCUACCACCAGGCCAACUACUGUUAACCCCACCCCCAGCACAGGAAUCCCAACGAGUUUGUCGCCCAGUACUGCAAUCCCAACAACUUUGGCUCCCUCUGUUCCUGUGAAGGAACCCAGCAUAGCUCCCACCACUCUUAGCCCCACAACGUUGGCUCCUUCAACAGGAAGCCCCACGACCUCGACCCCUUCAGCUAAUCCCACAUCGAGUGCUCCUACUUCCAGCAACCCAACAACAGAUGCCCCAUCAUCGUUGCCCAGCAGUGCUCCAUCGUUUUUACCAAGCAGUGUUCCCUCUUUUACUCCCAGUGAAUCACCUGUAACAGAUAACCCGACAAGCUCCAGUCCCACAACUGUUGAGCCUACAACGGCUAUUCCUUCAACCCUGUUACCAACAAUGGCUCCAACACCUGAACCUACCAACCAGCCCACCGACCAUCCAACAAGUGCUCCAAGUAACCAUCCUACACCACAACCUACUCAGCAACCCACCAACCCUCCAACUGAGCAACCAACUAGUCCACCGACAGAACACCCAACCAAUCCACCUACAGGAGAACCCACUCCACAACCAACGGACCAACCAACCAAGGGACCAACGGACCAACCAAGCAAGCAACCAACGGACCAGCCUUCCAAAGAGCCCACUGACCAACCCACACCAAUUCCAACUGAGAUGCCUCAGGAGACUCGUCAUCUGAAGAACAGGAAUUAUGUUUCUGAAAUUCGUGGAUGUUUGCACUGUGGAAAUGCCGCAAUUCCCUUUAUCUAUACCAAAAAGUCAGUUUUGUCACGAGACAUCUCAGGUUUCCUUGAAUGCACCGACCUGUCUGGUCCCUGUGUUUGGGAAGGUGAAGAAAUGCCUUCUUCCAGAGAACUGACCUUGAUGUUGUUGGAUGAUGAAUAUUAUGAUGGGGUCUUUAUUGUCUUCAUGCUGGGUUCACACCAACAGAAACCAUCUGAUGAAUCCCUUGUCCACGUUUUCUGCGAUUCUGCUCUUGCAUCCACGAAUGGCUUUUCUGAGAGAAGCAGUUUAAGUGAGAGUUUGAUCUUGGGUGGAGGGGCAGGAAACCUUGGCAACCAGCUAUUAGUUGGUCCAUUUUCAAAGAGCAACCUUCCCAUUGAAGUCUGUUUUGAGUUUACAACGAUGCAGAAUAUUGACAGGUUUCGUGUUUUGAAUGCUGAAGAUGGCCUAGAUGCGGAUGACCUUUUGGGAAGAGUUCACAACACUGAGCUAUGCAUCAGUAUUGUGGCGUCUGAAUACAGUGUGGAAUCCCAGCCCAAGUCUUUCAGUCAGGCUAAUAAUGCAGAGACUGACCAGGAAAAGACUGCAGACACAUCUGAAUAUCCCAUUGAAGGGGGCACCAACAAAGAGCUGGAUUUUGAUGAGAGCUUGGAAAGUACAGGUAGCAUGUUGAUUCAUGCUCUUGUCAUUGCCUGCUUUGGAUUGGUGAUAUGGAUGGUUCACUGCGCGAGAAAAUGGUUCUAG